Gambusia affinis (western mosquitofish) is the source of this 629-nucleotide messenger RNA. RefSeq names its product APC11 anaphase promoting complex subunit 11 homolog (yeast) (gene anapc11). The transcript is spliced from 2 exons. The coding region runs from base 216 to 470 and encodes 84 amino acids. Gene Ontology annotation, molecular function: ubiquitin protein ligase activity; zinc ion binding; cullin family protein binding. Gene Ontology annotation, cellular component: anaphase-promoting complex; nucleus. NCBI's taxonomy places the organism in Eukaryota, Metazoa, Chordata, Actinopteri, Cyprinodontiformes, Poeciliidae. Gene Ontology annotation, biological process: anaphase-promoting complex-dependent catabolic process; positive regulation of mitotic metaphase/anaphase transition; protein ubiquitination. The record is from RefSeq and is a predicted model, not a curated record.
ACUGCCACAACAAAUAAAAGAAAAAGCUCUAGAAGAAGAAAAGGAAGAAGAAGCAGCAGAAGAAGAAGUCUUUCUAUUCAAUGUAGCUGAGUAGCGUAGAAUUAAUCUAUACUACUUACAGAGUCCAAUUGUUUUAUGUUUGAUAUGUAAUGUAUUGAGAAGCUGGACUGUGAGCCGCAGCGUUUGACUCGGGUUUGAACAGCAACUCGGAGAGAAUGAAGGUGAAGAUAAAGCAGUGGAGCGGGGUGGCCUCCUGGUCCUGGGUGGCUAACGAUGAAAACUGCGGCAUCUGCAGGAUGCCUUUCAACGGCUGCUGUCCGGACUGUAAAGUUCCUGGAGAUGACUGCCCACUGGUCUGGGGUCAGUGCUCUCACUGUUUCCACAUGCACUGCAUCCUGAAGUGGCUGAACUCCCAGCAAGUCCAGCAGCAGUGCCCUAUGUGUCGACAGGAGUGGAAGUUCAAAGAGUGACUCCGGUCGACUAUGUGUACUAUAAAGAUGGACACUUCACAGGAAUUCUUUUUUUUUUUUUUAACCUCCUGUAAACCGCAGAGUUUCCUAUUUGUUUAAUGCAGUGGAUAUUUUUCGUAUAAUUUCUGUUAAGUUUGUAAUAAAGUAAAUAUAACAUUG